AUGACAUACCGAAAAGUCUCCCAACAAGAUUUACAACACCAAUCUAGAGAAAUCCGUUCUCAAUUAUUUGAACAAAUAAAAUGUUUGGAACAACGAUCGAAUGAUAAAGUUGCUAUAUUUCAAGAAAUUAAUGAUUUCCUCAAAAAACGUGCAGAAUUAGAUUUGCAAUAUUCAAAAGAGCUUGACAAACUAGUUAAAUCUGUUAUGAUGAGACACAAAGCUGAAAGACAAAGACGCCCUAAUUGGUCUAUUUAUUCAAUCUGUAAUUUAUGGCAACAAAUUGUGGAUGAUGCUAAAGAUGAAGCUAAACAACGUUCAAUAAUUGCUGAUUGUCGUGAUAUUGCUCUUCUCGCGGCUGGGGAAGUUAUGCGCGUUCUAAAUGAGCUCUCGUUGGCUAUGAAAACUUAUCACAAUUGCUAUAAUGAAUUUUCUGUUUUGAGCGCUAAACUUCAUAAUGCUGAAGAACAAAAAAGAAAAAUAAUGGAGGCAAAUAGUUCACUACGAAAGCAGAAUUCUAUACAAAAAACUUUUGAAAAAAGAAAUGAAAAAUAUGAAAUAGCUAGACAAAAAUGUAUGCGUGCUCGAAAUGAAUAUCUUCUUUGUAUUGAUGCGGCAAAUUCAUCUCUUUACAAAUAUUUUGCUGAUGAUGUAUCUAAUAUUAUUGAUUGUGAAGAUUUGGGAUUAGACUGUUGGCUCCGCAUGAUUCUUCAAAAUUUAAUUUCUGCGAGAAAAUCAGCGUGUCAAUCGGAAAUGAAUGCACUUGCAAAUCUGAGUGGAUUUCGUGACUCUUUGCAAUCGAGAGAUGAUAAACAACGAUUUUUUGAAAGCAGCAAUCAAACAUUUAUGUUGCCAAAAAGAUUUGAUUUCAAAUGCGAGCAGAGCGAAACAAUUUUUGAAAUUUCAACAAACGAUUUAAGAGAAGAAUUUAGACAACGUCAUAAUCAAAUAAGAAAACGUUUAGAAAUUUUGAGAAUGGAAUCUGAAGGAAGUUGGCAAAAAUUGGUUGAAAUGGAAAAGAAAAUGCAAGAAUUACUUGCUGUGUCUACAAUUGUUGAGAUUAAUGAAUUUGGAAUUUCUGAUAAAAGGCCAUCUACUGAAUUGGUGGAACAGGAACUUAGCAAUAUUUUUGAAUCUUAUUUACAAUCAUUCACAUUCUUUCUUCUCAAUGCUAAUUUAAUCUCUCGAUUAGAAGCUAGAGCUAAUGGAAUCAAUAAUGGAUUAAAAUGUAGAAAUAUAAAUGUGGCUUCAUCAAAACAAAAUAUUUCUGACGGUGAUAGAUUGAAUGGUAAUUCUUCUAUUGAGAAAAAAUCCGACACCGACGGAUCUGAAAUCGAGACAAUAAUUCAUCAAAGACCAAAAAGAAGAAUUGGGUCUCAAACUUCAACAGAAUGCCAAUUUUCUUCCCCUUGGACAUUACGUCCAAAGUUAUUUGGAGAUGGCACUGGGGAACAAAUUCCUCUUGUUGUUGUAAGCUGCAUUCGAGCGCUUUCUCUAUUUGCACUACAACAUCAAGGAGUAUUUAGAAUUAGUGGAUCUCAGAUUGAAAUAAACCGGAUGCGUGAGGCUUUUGAAAAUGGGGAGGAUCCUUUGAAAGACGUUAAAAGUGCAACAGAUACUAACAGCAUUGCUGGAUUGUUAAAAUUGUAUUUUCGAGAGCUUAAAGAGCCUUUAUUUCCUUUCUACUUAUUUGAUUUGUUAACAGAUUUUAUUGCCCAAAUUAGACCCUUAAUAAGCAAAUUGCCUCGUUCUUCAUAUAUUCUUCUUCGAUUUUUAUUUGCAUUCCUUAAACAUUUAAGUGAAUUUAGUGACGAAAAUAUGAUGGAUACUUAUAAUUUGGCUAUAUGUUUUGGACCUACGCUUUUACCAAUUCCUGAAGGAAAAGACCAAGUCAUUAAAAAUUUAAUAGUCCAUUGCAAUGAAAUAUUCGACGAAAAAUUGCCUGGACCUAAAUAUGAAAAGUACAACCUUAAUAGCGGUUUAGAUACUCCAGCAGAUACAGAAUUGGAAUUAUUUGUUGACGAUGAAUCAGGUAUCGAUGGAUUAGAUGGCGAUGGAAAACAAUGGAGUUGUGGAAGUGUUGAAGCUUCGCUAUUUCCUUACAAUUAUAAAAACCCCCAAAAUAUAGUGCCUUUUUUGGGACGUCCUAUUCAACUUCCCAAUUUCUGUGAACAACCACAAUUUGCUGAAACAAUAAAUGAAAGAGAAUUGAAUUUUUUAAAUAGUGAAGACUUUAAUCAAACCGGGUGUAUUACAAGUCCAAAUGCAAAAAAUAGAGCAACUUCAAGAGAACAAAAGUUGACAGCUACGGGGAGACGAGAAAUACAACCCGAGAAAUUCAAUGACGACUUUUACACCAAAUAUUCUUUAGAAGUUGACCGAAGCAUGGAUCAUGAAAAAACUUCAUCAAGUAACAUAAUUAUGGGCACAGAAAAUGUUAGGAAUUAUCCUCAUAAUAAACUUUAUUCUUCAAUUGAUAAAAGCACAAAAACGACUGCCUCUUCUAAUGUUCCAAAUACAGAGGAGUUAGAGGUGAAUGAUCCAACUAGAUUUCUGAGUUUCUAUAAUCCAAAAAAUUUUCCCAAUGAAAAUGUUAACUCUCACAAUCCUCGACAAUUUGGAACAAAUAAAGGACAAAUGCCUUCCGCAAUAGCAAUUGAGGGAGGACGUCAAUGCAAUAAAAUCGAUGAUUUGCUGAAUAAACUUGCUUUGCAAUCAAACGAAAAAGAAGGUGUUGGAAUAGGAAAAAAUAUUACUAGAUAA
Molecule: messenger RNA, 2760 nt
Organism: Meloidogyne enterolobii
Lineage: Eukaryota; Metazoa; Nematoda; Chromadorea; Rhabditida; Meloidogynidae
Source: the annotation of a GenBank genome assembly